This is a messenger RNA of Funneliformis mosseae, 162 nucleotides long. The record is from the annotation of a GenBank genome assembly. NCBI's taxonomy places the organism in Eukaryota, Fungi, Glomeromycota, Glomeromycetes, Glomerales, Glomeraceae.
AUGAGAGAUAGAGAAAACAAGGUAGAAGGGACAUUAAGUACACUAUUAUCAAUUAAAUUUGAGGUCAGAAAGUUGAGGGAUGUGACCAGUUUAAAUUGUAUUUUAUCAAAAUAUCAAAAUCUAUAUUGUAUGUCUGAGGCUAGUUUAAUGAUAGGAAAUUGA